CGGAAGGAUGGAAGGCUGAGUCAACCUUGAGCCGGUGAGAUUUGAACUGCUGACCCGCUGAACACAGUCAGCUAAAGUGGCCUGCAGUACUGCACUCUACGACAAUAAGAAUUCUAAGCCGUUUGUGUUUAAAAUGGCUUUGAACUAGAAGUUGGAGAUCAUUAAAAAAAUGCUCAUUUGAUACUUUUGUAAUAAGCUCUGGGCAGAUUUGUUAGCAAAAAAAAAAAAAAAGUGCCAAACAGCUGCGCUUGGAGUUGGGAGAGUGAAAUUGCUUGAUUGUUUUGAUAAAACUUGGCUGCUUCUUGUCUCUCAGUGAAUAAAACUGGGGGGGGGGGGAACCAGAUGCCUAUGUGCCUUUUUCUGUCAGAUCUUCUGAACCCCUGUAUAUAUCUUUUCACAUAUUUCAUUUCACUUGUAUUUGCCUAAGCUGGAUGAACAACUCAAGCCUUGCAUCAGGGUCAUAAGGAAAACUGAAGUUUGAGACACACAAAGCCUAUAAAAGAAAGGAAGAAGAUGGAAAGUAAUGCUGUCCUUCUGGAAUCCAAAUCCUCACCAAUCAACCUUCUGAACGAAAUGCACCAGCUGCGUCUCCUAGGCCACCUUUGUGAUGUCACCGUGAGUGUAGAAUACCAAGGUGUCCGAGCCGAGUUUGUUGCUCACAAAGCUGUGCUGGCUGCCACAAGCAAGUUCUUUAAGGAGGUCUUCCUUAAUGAAAAAGGCAUGGAUGGACCAAGGACUAAUGUGUUACUGAAUGAAGUCCAGGUAGCAGACUUUGCCUCUUUUCUGGAGUUUGUUUAUACUGCCCGGGUAGAGGUGGAAGAAGAUCGGGUACAGCGCAUGCUGGAAGUGGCUGAGAAGCUGAAAUGCUUAGACUUGUCAGAGACCUGCUUUCGGCUAAAAAAGCAAAUGCUUGAAUCGGUAUUGCUGGAGCUGCAAAAUUUCUCAGAGUCGCAGGAUACCGAUGAGGAUGGUGGGGCCCGUCCUAGCACUUUAACCGAGCCCAAAACAGUCACUGAACCACCAGGCGACGGCGUGGAUUAUUUUGCAAGUUCUGCCCUCAGAAGACCCAGGACUGGAUCGGACGUCGAGUCCCCCACCCUGAAAUUAAAGGAAAAAUUGGGCAAAAAAAGAGAGGCCCUGAAGGCCCCCUGUGCCAAAAUCAGGCGGGCGAGUGGCAGAUUGGCCGGCAGAAAAGUCUUUGUGGAGAUACCCAAGAAGAAGUACACUAGGCGCCUGCGAGAGCAGCAGAAGUUUGCCGAAGCUGUCGAGGAAGAGAGCCGGCUUUCCGAAGACCAAGGCACCCGUGAAAAGGACGGGGAGGAGUUGAGAGACCAAGCGGUGAACAGCGUGAAACUAGAGGAGAAAGGGUUUGAUGGUGCUGAGGACCACCGGGAAGAAAACCUGACUAAAUUGGAGGAGGAUAAAAAGAACCGCAGUGGCAACUUUACUUGCAGUACUUGUGAGCGAGAAUUCCUCUAUGAGAAGAGCUUUCUGAAACACAUCAAGCAGAGCCAUGGAAUUGCAGCUGAAAUCAUUUACCGUUGCGAAACCUGCGGCCAGACUUUUGCCAACCGGUGCAACCUCAAAAGCCACCAGCGCCACGUCCACAGCAGCGAGCGCCACUUCCCAUGCGAGCUCUGUGGUAAGAAGUUCAAGCGCAAGAAGGACGUCAAGCGGCACAUUCUGCAGGUUCAUGAGGGUGGUGGGGAGCGUCAUCACUGCCUACAAUGUGGAAAGGGUUUGAGCUCCAAAACGGCCCUGAGGCUUCAUGAAAGGACACACACAGGCGACAAGCCUUAUGGGUGCACAGAGUGUGAGGCUAAGUUUUCUCAGCCUUCGGCACUUAAAACACACAUGAGAAUCCACACAGGUGAAAAACCAUUUGUUUGCAAUGAUUGUGGAGCAAGAUUUACACAAAAUCACAUGCUUAUAUACCAUAAAAGAUGCCAUACAGGAGAGCGGCCUUUCAUGUGUGAAACAUGUGGGAAGAGCUUUGCUUCCAAAGAGUAUUUGAAACACCAUAAUCGAAUCCACACCGGAUCUAAGCCCUUUAAAUGUGAAGUUUGUUUCAGGACAUUUGCGCAGAGGAAUUCACUAUAUCAGCACAUCAAAGUUCAUACAGGUGAGCGUCCAUACUGCUGUGAUCAGUGUGGCAAGCAAUUCACUCAACUCAACGCACUGCAACGCCAUCAUCGGAUCCACACAGGGGAGAAGCCAUUCAUGUGCAAUGCCUGUGGGCGGACAUUCACCGACAAGUCUACUCUUCGGCGUCAUACCUCAAUUCAUGAUAAGAACACACCCUGGAAGUCUUUCCUUGUAGUUGUUGAAGGCACUUCUAAGAAUGAUGAGGAUCACAAGACUGAACUUCCUGAUGAAGAAUACGAUGGAUCCCAUCCCAAAUUAUCAGAAAAGCUGCUGUCAUUCUCUGAAAAUGGGCACUAUCAAAGUUUGACGGCUGUUCAAGAAAGCAUGACUGCCGUGCAUGAAAAUGGAUCUUCCUCUGUAACAGACUGUAAAUUGAGGCCUGCAGUGGGGUCCCAAGAAGCCCCCAUAGCUACAGCUUUGCAUGAUCUGACAGUGUUGCACACACAGACAGACUCGCUUCAACCACCUCUUCACAACUUGGUGAACAUGGAAUAGGUCCACCAGUUGAGUGGAGAAGUUCAACAAGGGAAAAGUUACUUUAUAUUGUGUAAACUCUUGUAGUACAAUGACCCGUAAAAAAGGUGCUGUUAGAGUCCUGUAUUCUACCCAAAUUAGUUGAAUCCAAAUGGAUGAAGUCACUACUUAACCCAUUUGUCAAAGAGAAAAGUAUUCUCAUGUUUUAUCAGCGUAAAGUAGGGUCCAGAUCACAAUCAGUAUAAAAGAAAAUGGAGGUUCUGUUUGAGUCCGGAUUUUUUUUUUCUUUACUUCUCAGCAUUAUAUUCUGUCAGCUUCCUUUUUUUUUACAUCUUAUUUAACAUUGUUUUUAUAUCGUAUGCAGAAGAAUGUGAAAUACUGUAGCACAAUCUCUCUCUCAGUCCAAUACUUUGUGCAGUUUAAUUUUUUUAAAAGAAAUCUCAGAUGGUAGGAAGUAUCUAACAAUGUUUUUGUACACAGCAGAAUUUCUCUUCUGAUGAAAUUCAGGAAAUUCACCAUUUGAAUCUAAAUACAUCCCUUGGGUGUUGCAACGAAAUCCUGGGUUUCUCUUCCCUCACAUAGCCCUUUUACACCUGUCAAAAAUCUGCAGCUGAUACUUUGGAUAUUCUCCAGAGUUGAUGUCAACAAUCACCACAGAGGGGAGAGAGAGGGAAAACUUUAUUUGCCCCUACAAUUUGUGUGUUGACCUGGCUUUGUAAAAGGAAUGGAGCAUCCUUACAUUCAUGUAAUCAAUAUGACAGACUACAUCUUGGGGGAGGGGGGGGGACUUUGAAACAUUUUUUUUUAAACACACUGUAAUUGCAGCUUUGUUGUAGGGCUAAAUUCCCCCCUAGGUAAGCCUGCUAGCUCUCUCUCUCUUCAGUUCCUAUUGAUUUGUCCAUAUGAUAGUGAUCUCUACUACGGAGGUAAGGAACUGACGGUUUUCUAGAGAUAAUGCUAAGUUACAAAUCAUAGUGCCAACCAGCAUUCUUAUUAAUGAGACUGAGAAUUGUUAUCUGACAACAUCUAGAGCAGUGUUUCUCAACCUUGACAAUUUUAAGGCAUGUGGACUUCAACUCCCAGAAUUCCACAGCCAGUAAUGCUGGCUGUGGAAUUCUGGGAGUUGAAGUCCACAUGCCUUAAAAUUGUCAAGGUUGAGAAACACUGAUCUAGAGAUUUAUAGUUCCCCACCUCUGUUUUAUAAAUUCAUCUUAAUUGCAUCUAUUCAAGGGGUCUUCUUACUACUCUACGUUCUUUGCCCAGAAUCUCUCUUUAGAAGGUAGUGCUUGUGAUUCUUGGUCCUCGCCCCAGAAGUUUUUUCCCAGUUGCUGUUGUAUUCUACUUACUGGAAUUUGCAUAUGGAGAAGAGUGUUUUAUAUCUUGAUGACUUUCAUUGGCAAGAUUCUCUUAGAACAGAUUGCCUGAAGAUAUUAGAAAUGUUUUUUUUUUCAAAGAUGGUACAUCUAGUUGGAGAUAAUUUAUUGUAAAUUACCUUGCUUUGCCCUAUUAUAUUACUAUUUUGGAUUACGAAAGUUAAAGUCAUCAGAUUUCUGGCAGUGGCGCCUGAAAUAUUCUGGACGUAAUUUUCCUGCUUUGGAUUUAUGAUUGUAUGGAACACUUCAUCUCUUGUGGCAAAUUUUAAACAAUGCAUUUUUUAACAAUGUAUUUUGACAUUUUAAACAAUGCAAUAGAGAAAUUUAGAUAGGAAGAACCAUUUGAAAACUUGUGGAUUUUUAACAGAUAAGAGUCACUCAAUUAUGUUUCAGUACUCAUAAUUCGGGAGACCAUGCAGUGUAACCAAGAUAAAAUAGUUGCUCCAAAGGUGAAAGUUAAGUUUCCUAUAUCGUACAGGUUGUAGAAAUGAAAACUUUUAACUCAAAAAGCAUCAGUAAUGUGCCUUUUUACUUUUAAAAUCAGGAAAUAAGUAGUGCCAAAGUCUAUGUGAAUCUGAAAUUCCACCUAUGUCCUGAAUUUGCUAGUAUUCUGGGUUUUAAUUUUUAUAUUUAGAAACCAUUCUUAGAUCUAAAAGAACAUCAACAUGUUGAAUGUUUCUUUCCAAAUCAUGCAUAUUACGGUAAUCUUGGUGUUUUUCUACCCUUGGGGAACUAAGGUAAGUUAAAGAGUUGUAAUUUCUAUCAUUCCCUAUGCACUCCCAAAUUUUCUUUGGAAGAUUGUGGGAAUCUUAAAGAUGCAGCAUCUUUAAGAUAGAUACAAAAUGCAGAAGACAACAAAGUAGGGGGAAUCCCAUUUCAAAAGUGGAAAUUCGCUCACGUGACAUUGUCACACAUGCAAGUGAUGUGUGUUGGGUCCUGCACUCUUUAUGACAAAAGAAUGUGGUAAAUUGGAGAGAGGCACAAUUGUUUUAUUUUAAGGGACAGAAUUUUCACAGAAAUCUUAGCAUGCAAGAUGUCAUUUUUGUCAAGGCAUUUGUGGAUUCAGAGAAUAUGCUAGCUCCUUUUAGUCUGUUACUUUUCAAAGUUGAUUUAUUCCUGCAUUGGAAUUGGAUAUUGGUUGUAUCCUUUGGUAAAGUUUUUGAUUCGUUUAGUUGUGUAUCCUCAAAAUUUCCUCUUUCCUUACAUUGAAUUCAAAAUCACUUUAUAGAGAAUAAUAAUUUAGGCCAACUUUGCUAUAUUAGCUUUUAAAAUUUUUGCCCUAAUAUUUUAUUUGUUCAGAAGGAAAAGCAAUAAAAAGUUCCUAGAUAUAAUUUUUUUAAGGUAAACUCUGUAGUAAGAGAUUUAUGUCAUUCUGUUUUUAUUUAAUCUGGUAAAAGGAAUGUUUUUAGAAAUACUAUCCAGAGGUUAUAUUUACAUAUUUAUUUUGUAUACCAUGUGCGCCUUUUGACUUGCAUUUUAAUGACCAAUUGCAAUACAUUUGUAGGAUGUAUUUCAGCCCUUAAGUACCAAUAGAUAGGGAUCAUUAUUUUAUACUGUAUAAAUGUGAAAGUAGGUGGACUUAUAUAAACUGAUUGGCCUUAUUAAAAAAUUAAAGAAAACCA
Molecule: messenger RNA, 5614 nt
Organism: Crotalus tigris (Tiger rattlesnake)
Lineage: Eukaryota; Metazoa; Chordata; Lepidosauria; Squamata; Viperidae
Gene: GZF1
Product: GDNF inducible zinc finger protein 1
Exons: 6
Coding region: 514-2640 (708 amino acids)
Biological process (GO): regulation of immune system process; regulation of cytokine production; negative regulation of transcription by RNA polymerase II
Molecular function (GO): protein binding
Source: RefSeq, a predicted model, not a curated record